AUGGAAAUUAAAAAUUCACCUUCAAGUACUGCUAAUUCAAUACCAAGCAAAAAUAGUGCCACUCAAAUAAAACAAGAACAUCAACCGGAGAUAGGUACUACAACCCCGAUCCAUACCACGUUAAAUAUCCAUAGCAUUAAUUCAAACACCCAAGGUAAUCCAAUACAGUUGAAGAGAAGAAGAGUCACAAGAGCUUGCGAUGAAUGUAGAAAGAAAAAAGUCAAAUGUGAUGGUCAACAACCUUGUAUCCAUUGUACCGUAUAUUCUUAUGAAUGUACCUAUAACCAACCUUCCACAAGAAGAAACAAUAGUAAUAGUUCCACUCCGAUCUCCACAAUGGUGAAUUCCCAUUCAAUGACUAAUUUGACCAUGAUGUCGAAUCAAUCCAAUACAAAUUCCAAUAUUAAUAAAAAAUCCACACAUUGUAAUAAAAGAUUGAAUAAUGUUAAAUUGAAUGAACAAUUAAAUAAAUACAAAUUGUUAUUCAACGAGUUGUUCCCCAAAUUAUCCAACGAACUUAAUAGUAAUAUCGAUAAUUUGGAUUUACCAACUUUUUUACAAAUUUAUCAUAAUUUUAAUUCAUUUAAUAAUAAGACGUCAAAUAAUAAUUAUAUCUUAAAUGAUAUAGCUGAAGAAUAUCUUAUCAUUGCCAAGACUCAUACUCAAUCGACAUCCACCAAUAACAAUUUCACAACCAACAACGGUUCAUCAUUACACACUGAACCAUCAUCGGUUUCAUUAAAUUCAGAAGCCUCUGAAUUAAAUUCUUCCAAUUCAACUGAAUUUAAUUCCAUUGGAAGAGAAAUUAAAAUAUUAUUACCACCAAAACCAAUCGCUUUACAAUUUUUGAAAACUGCUUGGGAAGAAUGUUGUGUAUUGUUGAGAUUCUAUCAUAGACCUUCAUUUAUUCAACAAUUUGAUGAUUUAUAUGAAACAGAUCCUGAAAACUAUACUCAAUUACAAAUGCAAUUCUUACCUCUAUGUUAUUCCACAAUGGCUGUGGGUGCAUUAUUUUCUAAAUCAAUGAGAAAUCAUAAAUCUACAAAUAAUUUCUUGCAAGAUGAAGGUUACAAAUAUUUUGUUGCAGCAAGAAAAUUGAUCGAUAUUACCAAUGCAAGAGAUUUGAAUUCCAUUCAAACUAUUCUAAUGUUAUUCAUUUUUUUACAAUGUUCCGCAAGAUUAUCUACAUGUUAUUCUUAUAUCGGUGUAGCAUUACGUUCAGCUUUGAGAGAAGGUCUUCAUAGAGUUAUACCAACAAAUAAAAUUGGUACUGGUACUGAUUCAAGAUUCAAUUGUAUUGAAAUUGAAAUGAGGAAAAGAUUAUUUUAUACCAUUUAUAAAUUAGACAUAUAUGUUAAUGCCAUGUUGGGUUUACCAAGAUCGAUCUCACCAAACGAUUUCGAUCAAAGUUUACCCUUUGAUUUAUCGGAUGAAAACAUUACAAAGGAUGAAAUUUUCUUCGAUAGACAAAAUAAUGUUCUUUCCUCUGCUGGUAUUGCAAAUCAACACACAAAAUUAAUGAUGAUUUUUGAUUCCAUUAUUACAGAAUUAUAUCCAAUUAAAAAGACAAGCAAAUUCUUUAUUUCUCAUGAUUCAAUUACAAAUUUCGAAUUGAAAUUAAAUCAUUGGUUAAAUAAUUUACCCAUUGAGUUGAAAAAUUUAUAUACUCAAGAUGUUCAAUUGGAUAAAUUAAAUAAAAAUAAAAAUAAUGGCAAAGAUGGUGGUGGUGAUGAUGAUGAUGAUAACAUUCCAAGUAAAUAUGAAAGAGCAAAUAAUUUAUUGCAUUUAUCUUUUUUUCAUGUCCAAAUUAUUCUUUAUAGACCUUUCAUCCAUUAUCUUUCUAAAAACGUUCAAAUUAAUUCAAAUCCUGAUCCACUAUCCAUUAAAAGAGCUAAAAAUUCAAUCAUAGUUUCAAGAAAUGCUUUAAAAUUAGCAAACAAAAUGUUGAUGAAAAAUUUUCUAACAGGUUCUUAUUGGUAUGGUAUUUAUACUAUUUUCUUUGCUGUGGCUUCGUUAUUAUAUUAUAUCCAUGAAGUUAAACCUGAAAAUGAUUUAGAAUUGAAAGAAUAUAAAGAAAUUAUUAAAGAAGCUGAAGAAGGUAGGAAAAUUGUUAUAAUAUUAAAAGAUUCAAGUAUGGCGGCUAAUAGAACCUAUAACCUUCUAGACAAGUUGUUUGAAAAAUUAAAUUUGAAAACAAUAAGAUUAUCUUGUAUGCAAUUUGAUUCUUCGCAACAACAACAGCAGCAGCAGCAGCAGCAACAACAACAACAGCAACAACAGAAUGGUUUCACUCAACAACAAGUUAUGUUCCAACAGCAAAAUAUAAUGUCACAACAGCAGCCUAUGGACUCACAAAAUAUUAACCAACCAACUAGAAGAGGUCUUCAAAAUGAUAUGCUUUCCAAUAAUACACAACUACCUAUAUAUCAAAAUAAUAACAAUAAUAAUAGUAUGUCAAAUGUUUUUCAACCUACUACUCAAAUAUAUGAACCAAAUGCAUAUAUGCAAAACAAUGUAGUUAAUACUUCCAUGCCUAUAAAAAAUUUGAAUUUGAAUAGAAAUCUGAACACUAUACACGAUAAUAAUAUUGUUGAUCCAGAAACUUUUAAUAGUAUCUUGACAGGAUAUAAUUUAGGUGAUUACAUCAAUAGCAUCUCUAAUCAUAACUCCAAUACUGCUUCUCCACAGAUCAUUCCCCCCUUGAUGACUCCUUCAAAUAUGGCUAGCACUACUUCUAAUACUCCAAAUGUAAUGCCUCAAAAUGUUGAUCCUUCCAAUUCAAAUUCAAAUAGUUACUUCCCAAAUGUUAAUACUUUGAACAUAAAUUCAGACAUCAAUCAAAAUAUUACUCUGAACUCUAACACGAAUAUUAACACAGAGAAAAAUAUUGGGGAAUCUCAACUAUUAGAUCAAUUAUUUGAGAGCUAUCUACCUCAAUUGAAUAAUAAUACACACUCAUCUAAUAAUUCUAAUAACACUAAUAAUAGUAACCUCAAUGUUUAA
This is a messenger RNA of Henningerozyma blattae CBS 6284, 3003 nucleotides long. It is a transcript of the gene ASG1, whose product is annotated as Asg1p. Gene Ontology annotation, cellular component: nucleus. The record is from RefSeq and is a predicted model, not a curated record. Gene Ontology annotation, biological process: DNA-templated transcription; positive regulation of transcription by RNA polymerase II. Bases 1 to 3003 code for a protein of 1000 amino acids. Lineage: Eukaryota; Fungi; Ascomycota; Saccharomycetes; Saccharomycetales; Saccharomycetaceae. The transcript has a single exon. Gene Ontology annotation, molecular function: DNA-binding transcription factor activity, RNA polymerase II-specific; zinc ion binding; sequence-specific DNA binding.